Messenger RNA from Microplitis mediator, 2201 nucleotides. RefSeq names its product SET and MYND domain-containing protein 4-like. Gene Ontology annotation, molecular function: protein binding. The record is from RefSeq and is a predicted model, not a curated record. The coding region runs from base 210 to 2066 and encodes 618 amino acids. Lineage: Eukaryota; Metazoa; Arthropoda; Insecta; Hymenoptera; Braconidae. The transcript has 5 exons.
CAGUGCUUAGCUUAUUGUUGUAAAGUUCUCGCCUUGGUCAUAAACUCAUAAAAGAACAUUCGACAUUCGACUCUCGAUGGCAGACCGAAACGUUUAAACAUAAGCCUGCAAAAUACGCAAUAAGUAAAUAAUUCUGAAAUAUUCUUUAAGUCAGACUGAAGAUUUAACUUUUAUCGAAGCUAUAUUUAUUAUCCAGCUUUUAAAAAGCUAUGGAUGGAAAAAAACUAGCUCGCGAAAUAGAAUCAUUCAAUUUCAGAGAACCUAAAGAUGUCAGAUACGAUGAGAAUCUUAUUGAAGACGUUAUUCUAAAAAUAAUAAAAAAAGGAGGAGAGAUUCCUAUUAAACAUGAGUCAAAAAAUAAGGAGAUUGCAACGCAAAAAAUAGAUUUAGGAAAUAAGGUGGUAUCAAUCGCACCUUUGAAUGAACUGAUAGAAAUUUAUAGUGAGGCGAUAGCCUAUGCACUACCAGGUUCAGAAUUGUUAGCGCGUGGAUUUGCAAAUCGCUCGGCAGCACUAACAAAUGGGUGUAUGUAUGAAGAUUCUUUGAAGGAUAUUGAGAGAGCAUUUGAAAUCGGGUAUCCAGAUAAUUUAAAAGCUAAGUUAUAUGCUCGCAAAGCAAAAAAUUUGCUAGCUCUCAAUCCAAAAAUGAGUUCUGAAGUUGAUGACUCCAUUACCCAAGCAAACAUUUGGGUAGAAAAAAUGGAUGAGGAUAAUAAAAAAAAAGUGAAAAACAGCUUAGAUAAACUGAAGAUGAAAUCUUUCAAAGAACCUGUUAAAAAAUGGGAUGAUAGUUUAUUUUUGCCUAAAAUGACCAAUGAUAAUCCUAAAAUAUUGAGAGCUUCAAGCACUAUUGACAUCCAGCAGUCUGAGAAAUUUGGUCGACAUAUUGUAGCUACAAAAAAUAUUAAAGCAGGUGAAGCUAUUAUGACACACAAGGCUUAUUCAGCGGUACUAAUGAAUAAAUACUGGCACACAUACUGCUGGAAUUGUUUAAAAUUUACUUGGAGUUGCGUUCCUUGCAGUCAAUGCGCCAAUGUCGUUUACUGUAACGAAAAAUGCCGCGAUGACGCCUGGCAGGAGCAUCACGAUAUCGAGUGUCCUGUUAUCAAUGCACUUGUAGCUAUUGAUGAAGAGAUGAUCGAAAUAAGUCUUAUGAGUCUGCGAAUACUUGUAAAAGCUAUUAAAGAAUUCGGAACAGUAGAAGCAUUAUUCAAUAAAGUUCAAGAAAUUGAUCAAAUUGACGAUUCAAUUAAAAAAUGUUUCACUCAGGGAGUGUUUGAUGAUACCAAAUAUGCAAGUGUAUACGCAUUAUUACGAAUAAAUUUAGAAGUAUCGAAAUUAAUAUUGUAUACUUCUAAAGCUAUCAAGAUACUUUUUAUUUUGGCUGCAACAACUGAUAUAUUCAAUAAAAAAAUUGUCGAGAUCAGUGAGUUAGAAAACAUCAAUUUUGGAAUUUUCAUCGGAAAAUUACUGUUUCAACACAUGGAAAUUGCUACAACUAAUGCCAUUGUGAUAAUGCCAAAUGAUAAUAAAAGAAAUAUAGUAAGUGUCGGCAGCGUUUUAUUGCCGCUUUUAAGUUUAUCUAGCCACAGCUGUAAUUGCAAUGUUUAUCACUAUGCUUCCGGAAACAUUAAUGCAGUUAUUGCAGUUCAACCGAUAAAAAAAGGUGAACAGAUUUGUAUCAGCUACGGACCGUAUUAUCGAGAUGAACCAACUUCUCAAAGACGAGAGAUUUUGAUGGAAAAAAAUCAUUUUUGGUGUGAAUGCGUCCCUUGUAAUAAUAAUUGGAACCCACAGUAUCGUCCACCGUCUUGUUUGACUCAGCCCGUGGCGAGAAAAAAUAUGAGUAAAUUACCCGAAAAUAUGAAGAAAUAUGACAAAUAUCCACCAAUAGUUAAAUCAUAUCAAGUAUCAACUCGAGACAAAUCUCCACACGAUAUUUUAAAAACAAUAUCCGGAUUAGUGGAAUUGCUCAAUACUUAUGGCAAUUAUGUUGAUUAUUGUGCUGAAAUAGAACAUGCACAAAAUUUAUUAUAUAAUAUUUACACGUGGUUAUCUGGAUACUAAUGAUAAUUUUUUUUCAACAUUUUCUUUGGAUUAAAAAAAAAUUAAUUUUAUAAUUUUAACGACCAUUAUUAUAAUAUAUGGGGCAUUCCACGGCAAAUCGACCACUCUUGACCCCGACCCUUUUCGAUUUGGUUG